This is a messenger RNA of Daldinia decipiens, 1728 nucleotides long. RefSeq names its product tetratricopeptide. The transcript is spliced from 4 exons. Lineage: Eukaryota; Fungi; Ascomycota; Sordariomycetes; Xylariales; Hypoxylaceae. Gene Ontology annotation, cellular component: EMC complex. Gene Ontology annotation, molecular function: protein binding. Gene Ontology annotation, biological process: protein folding in endoplasmic reticulum. Bases 166 to 1137 code for a protein of 323 amino acids. The record is from RefSeq and is a predicted model, not a curated record.
ACUACCUCUAAGUAUUACUUCGUACUAACUAACUUAAAUUAUCACGAACCUUAGUUUCCUUCUAACCGUAUCUUUAAUAUCCACCAUCUCACUUGAACUACUCUAGAUAUUUGAUAACAGCAACAUCAGAGUGUAAAUUACGAUCAAAUACGUUCUCAAGUCAACAUGUCUUCUUCCCUUCUUCAUCCGCCUAGCCACUUGUCCCCUGCUGUAGCCUUGCGGCAUUCACAGCAAGCUCCGGCUAUACUUGGGAAGUCUACAGGUGCCAUCUCAACCUCUCUUUUCCAAUCUCUACUCUCAGCCCCCGAAACAUCCGAAUUAUGGACUACCUAUGAAAAUCUCUUAUUAUCAUGCCUUCGGACUGGAGACGACGAGUCAGCCCAUCAUUGCCUCGCAAGACUAGUGAAUAGGUUUGGCAAUGACAACGAACGUAUCAUGGCCUUGAAAGGCCUCCUUAAAGAAGCUGAUGCCAGCGAUUCCGCUACUUUAAAUGUUAUCCUGAAAGAAUAUGAACAGAUCUUACAGGACAACCCAACUAAUAUCCCUAUUUUAAAGCGCCGUGUAGCCUUGUUGCGGUCUGUUGGACGGACCUCCGAGUCUGUCAGUGUUCUGAUAUCGCUUCUCGAUAUCUCUCCUACCGACGCAGAGGCGUGGGCUGAGCUUGCUGAUCUCUAUUUUUCACAAGGACUAUACUCUCAAGCUAUCUUUGCGCUUGAAGAGGUUCUUGUCCUACAACCAAAUGCUUGGAAUGUACACGCUCGUCUCGGCGAAGUAUUGUUCAUUGCUGCAAAAUCGUCAGAUAACGCAAGUCAAUUAGGCGAGGCUAUAAAACGCUUCAGCAGAAGCAUUGAGCUCUGCGAUGGCUAUUUACGAGGUUACUAUGGUCUUAAACUGACUACGAAACAGCUUCUUCUGGGUGACCCAUCUAAGGUAUCACAAAGCCGGACAACUUCCGACGGGUUUGCUAUACCCGAUUCGGUUACACUUAGCAAACUUGAUGAAGUGGCCACCGAGAAACUCGCAGAGAUAGUCCGACGCAGUUCAUCAGGCGAAAAAGGUUGGCAGGGUUACGAUGAGGCUGAAGUCAAGGCAGCCAAAGAGCUUCUUGAGAAUGACACAGCUGUAGUCAUUAGGUGAGAAGCUACUGUCAUGUUGUAAACAUUACACUAGGUUAGGGAUUCGAGUCGUUCUUCCGCGACGCUCGCCUUAGCCUCAUUCGCGUGGCCGAGUUUCUUGCAGGAGUUGCAAGUCGUUGGGUAACGAAUAGGGAGAAGGUCCAUUUAGCAUGCGCAGAAAGGGGAGAGUUGUUAAUUGGUGCCCCAGGCGGAUUUCGUAUCUGGAGCGGUGGGACUUGGGCAGGCAGACGUGUCCACUAGUCUGGGUAAUACUGGGUAAUGCCGAUUUGGCCAACAAGUACCCUGCCGGACGUUUGUUCCUACAGUACGAGUAGCACGUGGCUCCAGUCGCGCAGUCUUGGUCGUUGUGAAUCAGAAAGGCGGCGUUGCAAUCGAAUGACUGAGAAUUUAUCAAGUGGCUCGCAUUCUUAGUGCCUUACUAUUUGGCAUGUAUAUAUGUCUGGAUGCACUGUAACCAUAUAGGUACCAUAUUAUGAUAUUUGGGCAGCAAACCCGCCACAUCGUCGGGCAGCGUCUAGCCAUAAGCUAAUCGGAGUUCCACAGCCAGAGACAUCUAAGACGGGUCCAGCCGCAGACAAGUCUCUGCAUCCAU